This is a messenger RNA of Rubroshorea leprosula, 1093 nucleotides long. Lineage: Eukaryota; Viridiplantae; Streptophyta; Magnoliopsida; Malvales; Dipterocarpaceae. The record is from the annotation of a GenBank genome assembly.
CGUUCCAAUCCCAACUCUAAACCUUCCUAAUCCUCGCAAUAAAUCUUAGCAACACCAAUCUCGCUCACUCACUGCCAUUGUUAUGGAAUGGCUCAACCCCACGUCCUAGUUGUAACAUUUCCUGCGCAGGGCCAUACAAAUCCUGCCCUCCAAUUUGCCAAGCGCCUAAUAAAUCUAGGUGUUCGUGUCACCUUCAUGACAUCCAUCUCAGCCAUUAACCACAUUAACAAGAGUUCACUGGUGGAGGGUUUAUCAUACGCUGGUUUCUCUGAUGGCAAUGACGACAGUUCCAAACCAGAGCACGAUUUCAACAAGCUUAUUUAUGAGACUGAGCGCUGCGGUUCUGUUUCCUUAAGAGAGUUCAUUGCUGCCAGAGUGGUGCCACUUCUCAGUAGCCAUGACUUACCCUCUUUUUUGCUUCCUUCAACUCCAUUUCAUUCAAUCAUGGACACAGUGAGAAGGCAAGUAGGGUUACUUGAUGAACAAACCAAGCCAAAAGUUUUGGUUAACACAUUUGAUGCCGUGGAACCCAAGGCUCUCAACGCGAUCCAAAAUUACAACUUGGUUGGAAUUGCACCUUUGAUACCAUCUGCCUUUCUGGACGGUAAAAAUCCUUCGCAUACUUCAUUUGGAGCAUGCAUGGCUGUGUUGGAAAAACCACGGAUAAAGGAAAUAGCACGUGCGUUGAUAGACACUGGAUUCCCAUUCUUGUGGGUGAUGAGAGAAAGUGGAGAAGGAGAGAAAGAAGAGGAGAAGUUGAGUUGUAAAGAAGAGCUGGAAAAGCAAGGAAUGAUAGUGCCAUGGCGUUCGCAAGUGGAGGUUCUUUCUCAUCCAUCAAUAGGAUGUUUCUUGACGCAUUGUGGAUGGAAUUCGACAUUGGAGAGCUUAGCUUCCGGAGUGCCAAUUGUGCAUUUCCUCAAUGGUCAGACCAAGGGACGAAUUCAAAGCUUGUACAAGACGUGUGGAAGACAGGAGUGAGAGUGACAAAGAAUGAAGAAGGGAAGGUUGAAAGUCAUGAUAUAAAGUGAUGCUUGGAAUUGGUAAUGGGAAGUGAGGAAAUGAGACUGAGUGCAAAGAAAUGGAAAGAUCUGGC